This is a messenger RNA of Anoplopoma fimbria (sablefish), 1538 nucleotides long. RefSeq names its product tropomyosin alpha-1 chain-like. NCBI's taxonomy places the organism in Eukaryota, Metazoa, Chordata, Actinopteri, Perciformes, Anoplopomatidae. The transcript is spliced from 9 exons. Gene Ontology annotation, molecular function: actin filament binding. The record is from RefSeq and is a predicted model, not a curated record. Gene Ontology annotation, biological process: cardiac muscle contraction; actin filament organization. Gene Ontology annotation, cellular component: actin filament. The coding region runs from base 115 to 969 and encodes 284 amino acids.
GCCAAACGACAUAUCUGACUCACUCCAGCUGGGCGUUCAGUGUGCUUCAUCCGCUCCGGUCCCUUCAUUCAGUUUCUUCUUAGUUAGCGCGGACACCCCCGACAAUAAGCAGCCAUGGAUGCCAUCAAGAAAAAGAUGCAGAUGCUCAAGCUCGACAAGGAGAGCGCCCUGGACAGAGCUGAGCAGGCCGAGUCAGACAAGAAAGCAUCGGAGGACAGGAGCAAACAGCUUGAGGAUGAUCUGGUAGGUCUGCAGAAGAAGCUGAAGUCAACUGAAGAUGAGUUGGACAAGUACUCUGAAGCCCUGAAGGAUGCCCAGGAGAAACUGGAGGUCGCUGAGAAGAAAGCCACAGAUGCUGAGGGUGAUGUAGCCUCCCUGAACAGACGUAUUCAGCUGGUGGAGGAGGAGUUGGACCGCGCUCAGGAGCGUCUGUCCACAGCACUGACCAAGCUGGAGGAGGCUGAGAAGGCUGCUGAUGAGAGCGAGAGAGGCAUGAAGGUUAUUGAGAACAGGGCAAUGAAGGACGAGGAGAAGAUGGAGCUGCAGGAGAUCCAGCUGAAGGAGGCCAAACACAUUGCAGAGGAGGCUGACCGCAAAUACGAGGAGGUGGCCCGUAAGCUGGUGAUCAUUGAGAGUGACUUGGAACGUACAGAGGAGCGCGCUGAGCUCUCUGAGAGCAAAUGCUCUGAGCUUGAGGAGGAGCUGAAAACGGUGCAGAACAACCUGAAGUCUCUGGAGGCCCAGGCAGAGAAGUACUCGCAGAAGGAGGACAAGUACGAGGAGGAGAUCAAGGUUCUUACAGACAAGUUGAAGGAGGCUGAGACCCGUGCUGAGUUCGCUGAGAGAUCAGUCGCCAAACUUGAGAAGACCAUUGAUGACCUGGAGGAUAAACUCACACGUGCUAAAGAAGAAGGCCUGAACGUAAAGCAGAUGCUGGAUCAGACUCUAAUGGAGAUGGUAAACAUUUGACCCAGCUCUGUUCCUCUCCCCACAUUGCCUCAGCUGCUCUGAAUAUGACUGGCUUCCAUAUACGGCUGCUACAGAUACUGUUUGGCCUUGUGUUUAUAAGUGUCUCUGAACUUCUCAUCCUGAAGAAACCAGCUCUACACAAGGUAGCAUACUCCACUUCUGUGAGCUACAAUUAAACUACACUGUUUGCAAUACACACUGAAAUCAAAGGUCUGUUAUAAUUCAUUGCAUAGCUUUAAAGUUUACAUGUAUAUGUUGGUAGACUUUGCACUUUUUGGGGUGGAAAUGCACUGCACAUAAUCAUCAUCAACAAAGCCAUAAAUUAAGCCACGGUUAUAUAAAAGGAACUUUUAUUACUUCUGUAAAGUUGUUUGUCUUUGUUUCUCCUGUAUUGUAAACAUUCAUUCAGUGUCGGUGAUUACACUUCCAUUUAAGCAAGGAAGGAAUUCUUGGCAACGUUUUUUUUGAACAUACUGUUUGAUCAGUUAAAUAAAAAGAUUUCCACGCUGUACUCACUUUUCUGUUCAUGUUAAGAAAUUAUUUGUUUGAUUUUGUCCCUCCCAUUUUAU